AUGGCCAACACUUCGACCCUGGGCGCCAAGCUCAGUGGUGCGAACGAAAACUGUUGGCUGCGAAUGGGUCAGCUGGGCGAGCUGAUGAACGACAUGGACAAGGCCCUGUACUGCUAUGAGAACACGCUACGGCACAACCCCUACAGCGUGAAGGCCCUCAUGCAGAUCGCCUCCAUUUGCCGCACCAGAGAGCAGUACCCCAAGGCCGUGGAGUACUUCCAGCGGGUGCUGAACAUAGAAACGAACAACGGAGAGGUGUGGGGAGCGCUGGGGCACUGCUAUCUCAUGAUGGACGACCUGCAGAAGGCCUACACAGCCUACCAGCAAGCGCUCUACCACCUGCCCAACCCCAAGGAUCCCAAUUUGUGGUACGGCAUUGGAAUCCUGUACGAUCGCUACGGGUCGUUCGAUCACGCCGAGGAGGCCUUCACCGCGGUGCUCAAGAUGGACGCCAAGUUCGAGAAGGCCAACGAAAUCUACUUCCGACUCGGCAUCAUCUACAAGCAGCAGCAAAAGUUCGAACAAAGCCUCAAGUGUUUCCGGUACAUCUUGAGCAAUCCGCCGCGUCCGCUCGUCCAAGGGGACAUCCACUUCCAAAUCGGCCAUGUGCACGAACUCAAAAAAGACUUCCACUCAGCGAAGGAGGCCUACGAGCGUGUGCUCAAGGAUAACCCGAAUCACGCCAAGGUGCUGCAGCAGGUUGGCUGGCUGUACCACCACAACCCGCAGUUCGGCAACCAGGACGUUGCCAUCUCCUAUCUCAUGCGCUCCAUCGAAGCCGAUCCGAGCGAUGGCCAGACGUGGUACCUUUUGGGAAGGUGCUACAUGGCGCAGCAGAAGUACCGCAAAGCCUACGACGCCUACCAGCAGGCUGUCAACCGCGACAACCGCAACCCGACGUUCUGGUGUUCGAUCGGCGUGCUCUACUACCAGAUCAACCAGUACCGCGACGCGCUCGACGCCUACUCGCGCGCGAUCCGGCUCAACCCCUACCUGUCCGAGGUCUGGUACGACCUGGGCACGCUCUACGAGUCGUGUAACCAGAUCAGCGACUCGCUGGACGCCUACCAGCGAGCGGCCGAGCUCGACCCGGCCAACAAGCACAUCCAGCAGCGGCUCAACACCCUGCGAGCCCAGCUGUCCGGCAACGGAGACAUCCCGAAGGGCAAGAGCUCGCCGCCCACGCUCAAGGAGGCGGGCGGCAUGCCGGCCCCGAUCGCCAACAAGAUGGACGGCAUGAAGGAGCCGUCGGUGCCCUCGUUCAGUCACCUGGUCUCG
Acanthamoeba castellanii str. Neff is the source of this 1278-nucleotide messenger RNA. Its product is annotated as glucose repression mediator protein. Gene Ontology annotation, biological process: regulation of gene expression. Lineage: Eukaryota; Discosea; Longamoebia; Acanthamoebidae. Gene Ontology annotation, molecular function: protein binding; RNA polymerase II cis-regulatory region sequence-specific DNA binding; chromatin DNA binding. The record is from RefSeq and is a predicted model, not a curated record. The annotation marks the transcript as partial. The transcript is spliced from 9 exons.